AUGUUAGCUGGCUGGGCAUCGGAUCCAACUUAUACGAUAGGGUGGGCCUGUAAGCUGCGAACAUUUCUUGUAUUUGCAACACGUCUGAUUGUAUUUUGGCUUUUCGUUCUUUCAACUAUCGACAGAUGGUUGUCAUCCUCUGUACACAAUCAUCAACGUAGAUUAAAUACAAUGAAAAACGUUCGAUAUGCAACACUUAUUGUUAUAUUUAUGUCAAUAAUUAUGUAUGCUCAGCUAUUUUACUGUUACGAAGCUAAUCUCGUACGAGCACCAUUUCCAUGCUAUACGAAAUCAUCAUUAUGUCAAAUUCUUGAUGACAAUUUUCAAUUUUCAUCGAAGUCAACAGCGAAUAUUUCGAACGGGUGA
Messenger RNA from Adineta ricciae, 366 nucleotides. The record is from the annotation of a GenBank genome assembly. Lineage: Eukaryota; Metazoa; Rotifera; Eurotatoria; Adinetida; Adinetidae.